AUGGAGAAAGGAACAGAGGAAUCAGGAACCCUAGCCCCACUUAUCUUGCUCCAUUCAUCAUGGAUAGAGGGACAAGUGGAUGAACCAGGACCCAUUUUCAACCGAUCCCUCCAUCCGGCCAAAUGCUACCUGAGCCGAUCUAAGGCAGCUAAGGAGUAA
This is a messenger RNA of Dovyalis caffra, 159 nucleotides long. Lineage: Eukaryota; Viridiplantae; Streptophyta; Magnoliopsida; Malpighiales; Salicaceae. The record is from the annotation of a GenBank genome assembly.